Molecule: messenger RNA, 1779 nt
Organism: Dromaius novaehollandiae (emu)
Lineage: Eukaryota; Metazoa; Chordata; Aves; Casuariiformes; Dromaiidae
Product: scavenger receptor cysteine-rich domain-containing group B protein-like
Exons: 7
Coding region: 36-1508 (490 amino acids)
Biological process (GO): zymogen activation
Cellular component (GO): plasma membrane
Molecular function (GO): serine-type endopeptidase activity
Source: RefSeq, a predicted model, not a curated record
CAGAGGAAUUGUCAAAUACCCUGUUCCUUGGGUUCAUGUCCUGUCUCCUCUGCCUUCCCCUCCUGUGCAGACACGGAGCACACAGUCUCUGUGCUACCAACAUGAAGCUUGUCCUCCUGGCCUGUCUCUGGGCUUCCUUUGCUGGAGUCCUCCUGGCAGAAGAUGUAGACACAGCCAAACUUGAGGUCCGCCUGGUGGAUGGCCCGAAUCGCUGCUCUGGGAGAGUGGAAGUGCUACACAAGGAUGUCUGGGGGACCGUGUGUGAUGACGGCUGGGAUUUAAGGGAGGCAAGGGUCGUGUGCAGGCAACUGGGCUGUGGGACAGCACUAUCAGCUCCCCGAGAAUCCAAAUACGGAGAAGGGAAGGGCCAGAUCUGGUUGAGUGACCUGAACUGCACAGGGACAGAAGCGUCCCUCACUGAAUGUGAGGCGAAGGCAUGGGGAGACAACAUCUGCAACCAUGUGGAAGAUGCCAGUGUGGAAUGCUCAGAAAAUGAAAUACAUGAGCCAGGGCCAAUCCGGCUGGUGGGAGGCCCAAACAGAUGUGCUGGCAGAGUUGAGGUGCUUCAUGAAGAACAGUGGGGCAGUGUGUGCCAUGACAGCUGGGAUAUGGAUGACGUCCAAGUUGUGUGCAGGCAAUUGGGCUGUGGGGAUGCGGUGCUGGCCCCCACUGGAGCUAAGUUUGGACGAGGAACUGACACCAUCUGGCUGGAUGACGUGAACUGUGUAGGGACAGAAGCUGCCAUCUCUGAAUGCCAGGCGAGGCCAUGGGGAGAACACAACUGUUACCAUGGGGAAGAUGCUAGUGCAGUUUGCUCAGACUCAGGGAUUACCGCCUCCGAUUCUGUCCGCCUGGUGGAUGGCCCGAAUCGCUGCUCUGGGAGAGUGGAGGUGCUACACAAGAAUGUCUGGGGGACCGUGUGUGAUGACCACUGGGAUUUAAGGGAGGCGAAGGUUGUGUGCAAGCAGCUGGGCUGUGGGACAGCACUAUCAGCUCCCCGAGAAUCCAAAUACGGAGAAGGGAAGGGCCAGAUCUGGUUGAGUGACCUGAACUGCACAGGGACAGAAGCGUCCCUCACUGAAUGUGAGGCGAAGGCAUGGGGAGACAACAUCUGCAACCAUGUGGAAGAUGCCAGUGUGGAAUGCUCAGAGGUAGAUGUUCCUGAGCCGGGGCCAGUCCGUCUGGUGAAUGGCCCGAGCAAGUGUGCUGGAAGAGUCGAAGUGCUCCACGAGAACCGGUGGGGCAGCGUGUGUGAUGACCACUGGGACAUGCAGGACGCCAAAGUAGUGUGCAAGCAGGUUGGCUGUGGGUCACCAGUGUCAGCCCUGGGAGGUGCUCGCUUUGGGCGAGGGCCGGACAUCAUCUGGCUGGACGAUGUGAACUGCACUGGGACGGAAGAGAGCAUCUUUAACUGCCAGGCCAGGCCAUGGGGUGAACACAACUGCUAUCAUGGAGAAGAUGCUGAUGUUGUCUGCGCAGAGAACCUGGAGGAGCUGGAAGCAUCGUGAGAGCCACACUGGCCCCACCAGACCACACUCACCGUGCAGCAGGAGAUGGGCCAGCAAGACUCAGCUGAGAGGACAAAUGGGAGGGAUGUUACAGAACCAUCAAUGUGGCAUGAUUAGAUCCCUGGCUUGGCAAAACUGUUCUCUCUCAUCCCUUGAAGGAACUGCAGACUUGGUUAUAAUUGCAUUGAUUGAAAACCAAGUUGAACAAAUGAUUCCCACUGAAAAGCGAACAUCACAAAGUAUCAAUAAAGUUCUCCCAAAGCUUAAAAAA